Molecule: messenger RNA, 1329 nt
Organism: Xenia sp. Carnegie-2017
Lineage: Eukaryota; Metazoa; Cnidaria; Anthozoa; Malacalcyonacea; Xeniidae
Product: nucleolar and spindle-associated protein 1-like
Exons: 9
Coding region: 181-1152 (323 amino acids)
Biological process (GO): mitotic cytokinesis; establishment of mitotic spindle localization; mitotic chromosome condensation
Cellular component (GO): microtubule; mitotic spindle; nucleolus
Molecular function (GO): microtubule binding
Source: RefSeq, a predicted model, not a curated record
UGUAAGUGUUAACCAUGGGCUCAGAUCAUCAUGACCAAUUAAAAUGCAGCAUUAUGUUUCAUGUAUUUGAAAAUUUUUGUUUAGUGAACGUCAAUACAAACGUUAACGAAUAUCGAGAAAUCACGGCAUUGUAUUUAAAUUUUGCCAACAAUACUUUACUCAGAAAUUGAAUAAAGCAAUAUGAAGUAUACAGAAGAAGACUUAAAGGGAAUGAAAAGAGCAGAUUUGCAAAAACUAUGCAAGAACAUUGGCAUCAAAGCUAACAUGAAGACUGGUAAACUUCUUGAAGAAAUUAUGAAGUAUUGUAAUGAAGAGAAAGAAAACAGUAAAAAGGAAAAUUUCAUGUGCAUUGAGGGCUGUGUGGAUGUUGCAACCAAAAGCACAGACAUACCUUCAUAUUUUCAACAAGAUGAAGUGAAAAAACAGAAAAUUAUGACUGCUAGAAGCAAAAUACCAAGACGUACCAAACAAAGUGUGAGAAAUGCAGAACAAAUCAAAGCACCAGCAAAAACACCACUGGCCUUAGUUGAAAAGAGGAAGAACAAACGGCCUACCACACCAAGAGAUUGGGCGAAGAUUUGUCAACAGAAAUUUGAAAAAAUGGAUUCGUUGGACGUCUAUUUAUCCAAGAAACAACAACCGGCAAAGGAUUUGUUUCAUUCUGGGAAAAAGGUCAACGUAGUGAAGCCAUUAGUGGACGUCGACGUCCCAGCAAAACCGAGCGAAGUGGGGUUGUGGAAAAAGAGGCUAGCGUUCAACAUUUCGUCAACAUCGAAUGAGAAGACUGUGAGAACUCCGUCCACAAGAAAGGGAUGCAACAAAUCAAAUCAAAUUUGCGACAAACCAGCUACCCCUUUCAGAUUCACUUCGAAUGCGUUGCCACUUGCUACAUCAACUCCUCGUAAGAAAUUUGACUUACAAGCAAGCCUUUCAAAACCCCUUAACUACACACCAUACACAGGUAAACUACCAGCCCUGUCUCAUGGAAAACAAAUUCCCGAGGUCAAGAGUAGGAAACCAGUUACUCACAAACAAGAUAUGAAAGCGGUUAAAAUCUCGACAAGCCGAAGUCUACGUCUUUCAAGACAACGAAACGCGCAAAGUCAAGCUCGACAGUCAGCUCUGAGCAGAAGAAGAGAUUUGAACAACUAAGAGGAAGAGCCAGAAUGUGUGUCCUAGGCAUUUUUUCUUUGUAUAUAAUACAAUUAACUUUAAAUUCAUAUAUUGUUGAUUACAUUGCGGCUUUUAUCUUUCUUUAUGAUUCCACAAAUCAAUUUUUUUCUCAAUUCAAACUUUGAGAAUACAUUUCGUUUAGUUUCCUUUCGUAAA